Limanda limanda (common dab) is the source of this 1814-nucleotide messenger RNA. Its product is annotated as kynurenine--oxoglutarate transaminase 3-like. The record is from RefSeq and is a predicted model, not a curated record. Gene Ontology annotation, molecular function: pyridoxal phosphate binding; L-kynurenine:2-oxoglutarate transaminase activity. The coding region runs from base 109 to 1458 and encodes 449 amino acids. Gene Ontology annotation, biological process: biosynthetic process. NCBI's taxonomy places the organism in Eukaryota, Metazoa, Chordata, Actinopteri, Pleuronectiformes, Pleuronectidae. The transcript has 14 exons. Gene Ontology annotation, cellular component: mitochondrion; cytoplasm.
UCCGAGAGGAGACCAUAGAGUGUGUAUAUAAAGAGGAGACUCGCCGUGGAGACACGUAAGUAGCGCUGACUGAGCUGGUGAUGGUGUGACUCCCCUGUAACUACAUGCAUGAACGUUGCACGGCAGGUCCUGAACUGCUCCAGGUUUGCACGUCAUUCUGCAAACAUCAACUACAGACGGUUUUGUACUUCACAGUGCAUCAUGACUUCACGGCACACUCAUGCAAAAAGAAUUGAGGGACUGGACAAAAAUGUCUGGGUGGCAUUUACCUCAGUGGCAGCAGACCCAUCGAUUGUUAACCUCGGCCAAGGCUACCCAGACAUCCCUCCCCCGUCUUAUGUCAAGGAGGCGCUAGCUCAGGCUGCAUCAGUGGACCAGAUGAACCAGUACACCAGAGGCUUUGGUCAUCCAUCUCUGGUGAAGGCCCUUUCUCAGGUUUACGGGAAGGUCUAUGGACGUCAGAUUGACCCAUUUAAAGAAAUCCUGGUCACGGUCGGAGGUUAUGGUUCCUUAUUCAGCACCAUGCAAGGACUGGUGGAUGAGGGAGAUGAGGUCAUCAUAAUAGAACCUUUUUUCGAUUGCUAUGUACCUAUGGUACGAAUGGCCGGGGCAAAGCCUGUGAUGAUACCGUUACGCCUUAAGUCUGAAAAGAAGAAGGGCAUUACAAGUGCUGACUGGGUUCUUGACCCAGAUGAGCUUUCCAGUAAAUUCAACUUUAAGACAAAGGCCAUCAUCAUCAAUAAUCCCAACAAUCCUAUAGGGAAGGUUUUCACCAGAGAUGAGCUACAGAUGGUCGCAGACCUUUGUAUCAAACAUGACACUCUGUGCUUCAGCGAUGAGGUUUAUGAGUGGCUCGUCUACAGGGGCCACCAGCACAUUAAAAUUGCGACUCUGCCUGGAAUGUGGGAGCGAACAAUUACUGUCAGCAGUGCAGGGAAAACAUUCAGUGUCACUGGCUGGAAGCUUGGUUGGUCUAUAGGACCCGAGCACUUGAUAAAGCACCUUCAGACCAUCAUGCAGAAUACUCUCUACACCUGUCCGACACCUUUACAGGAGGCUGUGGCACAAGGUAUGCUUCUGAACUGUGAGCUGAUGGGUCAGCCGGAGUGCUACUUCAGCUCACUGGCAGAAGAACUUGAAGGCAAGAGGGACCGCCUGGCUGCUAUCCUUCUGGAGGCCGGCAUGACCCCUGUCGUUCCAGAGGGAGGCUACUUCAUGGUAGUGGACGUCACAUCUCUCAAUCAGGACCUGUCACAUAUGGGUGAUGAUGAGGCCUAUGACUACAGGUUUGUUCAGUGGAUGAUUAAAGAAAAGAAACUGGCAGCCAUUCCAGUCACAGCGUUUGUCGGGGAUGAGUCAAAGAAGCAGUUUGAGAAAUAUAUUCGCCUUUGCUUCAUUAAGAAAGACAGCACUCUGGAUGCAGCAGAGAAGAUCCUGAAGAACUGGACUAAGGUUUAGUUGGCUGCCGUGUCUGGACUUUGGGGGUCAGAGGAGGACUGUGGUCAAACUGAAGGGUCUGGCUUCGACUUCAACAUUGCACAUAAACAGGAAACUGUUGAAUUGUUUUUAGUGAAAUGUUAAUAGGGGUGUGUCCACACUUCUGAGUGCAUUCUGCAACAGAUACUGCACAUUUUUUGGUUUUAAUUAGUGUUUUGAAUGUGUUGACUUGCAGCUUUUAUGAGCUGUUUUGACCAGCAUUUACCAGCAUUCACAUUUGGUGGAAUUUCUCUUGGGCAAACUUAGAUGUUUGUUGUGCUUAGAGUCUGUUAGAAUCUGUGCACACAAUAAAUGCACUCAGUUUGUUGUAAAAAUCA